Ostrea edulis (European flat oyster) is the source of this 4948-nucleotide messenger RNA. RefSeq names its product mucin-2-like. Bases 548 to 3175 code for a protein of 875 amino acids. The transcript is spliced from 3 exons. Gene Ontology annotation, molecular function: ubiquitin protein ligase activity; translation repressor activity. Gene Ontology annotation, biological process: negative regulation of translation; protein polyubiquitination; proteasome-mediated ubiquitin-dependent protein catabolic process. NCBI's taxonomy places the organism in Eukaryota, Metazoa, Mollusca, Bivalvia, Ostreida, Ostreidae. The record is from RefSeq and is a predicted model, not a curated record.
UUUACUUUAUAAGACCAGAAGGGACCACCAUCCUUCUUCAGAAUACUUUCCUGUUCGAGUUUUACUCAGAUGUGUUUAAUGAACCGCUAAAUCAAGGACAUGUGAGGACGCCUACACGUCACCAAAUUUAGAGUGAGAAAAGUCAAACGAGGAUUUCCCAGUCAUUCGUGUCCGAUACAGGUCCACCCUCUGUUUGGAAAAUUCCCAUAAUUCAUAGGUCAACAAACUUAUUGGCAUCCGUCAACUCCUACACCAUAAGGAAAUCAGUUCCCAGUUCCGGGUAAAAUUUAUUAACUACAUACGUGAGCACGAUAUUCGUGAAGAGUUUAGAAAUACGCUGUCUAAAGUACAACGUUCAUGUUGGUGAACUUCCACCUCUAUUUCUAGUCUCUCAAAUGUAGGAGAACUACAGCUGCUCACGUGAUUCCCAAACAUCAAAUUUCUCCAGGUCACAGACUUCUGCAGUCGGUCACGUUAUUCAUUUCUCCACGUCAUUCACACUGAAUCUCCAACAUUACGAGUGGAAUUCUUAUCCGUCAAAUUAGAAAUGGGUAACUCAGUCAAAUACAAGGUGGAUCCGGAUGUCGCAUCGUCCAGCAGCAACGAGAGUCUACCGUCACCUAGAUGUUACCGGUAUAAUAUGACUCAAGGCAAAACUCGAGGUCAACAGGUCACGCCAGUGAUAAUGUGGGAACUGCCAUGCGACAACUUACAACAUCUGUGCUGCAGCAUUGAUGGUACAGUCUGGGUCUGUAGACGUCCUCAAAUUCUCCAACUAGGCCCGAAAGGUCAAAGUAUGUUUCUUCUGGAGGUCAAAGUUGAAAUUUGUGGCCUAGCAGCAAGCAACCAGGGUGACCUAGUUUUUACAGAUGGAAAAAAUAAGCGGCUGAUCAGCACAAGAUUUGAUGACGAUGUCAUCACUAAAAAAGUCAUGUCGACGGAGGAGUGGUACCCGAUAGGCGUCUGUUGCGCUGGCAAUGGUGACAUCAUCGUGGGGCUUUUUCUUCCGGAGGAACAGGGACGAGUCACGAGGUACUCCGUCACGGGUGAAACGAGAGAAGUGAUCCAGAAAGACAGUAGCGGGAACCAGCUGUACAAAUUCCCCGCGUUUCUCGCCGAAAAUGGAAACGGGGACAUAGUAGUAUCGGACCACCUAAAACGAACGGUAACUGUUGUUGAUCGCUGGGGGAGGUACAGGUUUACUUAUACGGCGGGCGAGCUGAACAGGCAGGAUACCGUUCCUUUCCUCCCGUUCGGAAUUUGCUGUGAUUCCUUUUGGAACAUUAUUGUGGCAGACUGUUGUAACGAUUGUGUGCAUCUGAUUUCAGUGAAUGGGGAAUUUCUGCAUCUGCUCUUCGACAAGUCGUGUGGAUUAUUUCGUCCUGUGGCACUGUCUAUGACACAAGACCGUAAGUUGUAUGUUGGAGACAGAAAUGGGAUAAAGAUCUUUAAAAUGGACGGUUUACAGACAUCCAGAGAAGUUUGUAAAACCUCUAGGGCUAACAGUUUAUCGUCGAUGGGAAACAACAGGACUGGAAGAAGUAAUGAUUGGAAAAUUUCGGAGAGUGCACAAGUUCUGAUUAGUUCGGGUAGUUCAAGCCUAAAGAAAACAACAGAGAGAAACAAUCCGACUAACCCUGGCUUUUAUAACAAAGCACAAACAAUGCCUCGUUUGAGAUCAAAAGCAUCUGAGUGUAACUUUGACGUCAUUACAACAAACCCCGAAAGCAUCGGGGAUGCAAAGAAUAGAAAAAAUAUUCUUGUCCCACCAAGCACCAUUACGUCUUCACCAUCAAAUCGGUCACAACCUUUGACCUCUUCCAAUUCGAACGUAACAACAUCUUCUAUCACCUCAACAAGUCAAACUAACGCUAUGUUAACGCCUCAUUCUUCAGCGAAAAAACCCACGUCACCAAAUAACUCUCCUUCAAAAUUAAAAACAGGGAAAUCAAAAGAAUCCUACAAUGUGACGCAUUCCACUGUGUCGUCAAACACUAUGACGCAUUCCACUGUAUCGCUAAACUCUGUGACGCAUUCCACUGUGUCAUCAAACACUAUGACGCAUCCCACUGUGUCGUCAAACACUGUGACGCAAUCCGCUGUGUCAUCCAACACUGUGACGCAUUCCACUGUGUCUUCAAAUACUAUGACGCAUUCUACUGUAUCAUCAAAGCAAAAGGAGUCGUUGACUUCCAGCACAACAACGAGCACAAAUGUUUCUUUCAUUACUUCCACGGCAUCCCCACAAGCAUCAAGAUCGCCAAUAUCAUCCACUGUUCCGACAAAGGUAAUUUCUUCUGCUGGGAGUACCAUUGUGUCAUCAAGAGAAAACGUUUCUUUUGCUACCAAAGCAUCUUUAAUAACAUCACCGUCACCCACAUCUUCUAAUUCACCAACAAAAGCAGUUUCUUCUAUAGGGACAUCGUCAAGCAAAAUGUCUUCUUCCCUUCCUUCAUCUUCUUCAAGAAACCUCUCAAGUCCUAUCGUGCCAUCAAGUGGAUUGACAAAUGCACUGUCUUCCUCGGGGAAUUCAAAUGAAACGGACAAAGCAAUGAUGUUAGCGGCAUCGAACAAGUCGCCAUCCGUAACAAUGCCCAUUUCGCCACAAAAGAAAUCGACUUUAAAAUCAUCAAAAACAAAUCCAAAGCCCGAUAUCGCGAAACCUACGUCACCAAAUGCACUUAAAAGUAAAUCAACUACUUUAGUGUCUUUUGUCGAACCAGUGACGUCAGUGAUAUCAAUGACGUCAAAGCCGUCUGAAACAUCUGACGGUAAAAACGUUAGUAUAUUUUGUAACGACACUCCUGAGAAAGGGUCUGGAUGCGAGGAUUCAUCACAAAAAUCUAUCAAAUCCAUUUCUAGGAAAACAGAAAAUGCACAGAGUGAGAAAAAGCCGACCAUUGCUCCUGACGGUAAGACAGGACUUAAAGGUACUUCAAAACCUGCACCUCUAACUGCAAAACCAACGUUGUCCAAAAGUCCUAAAAAAGUCGAGAAAGUACAUGUUGCAAGCCAAAAAGAGCAUUCUGCGCAAAGUAAACUAUGCGAGUCUGUUAACGACAAACAGUCAUCCCACGUUUCCGACAAAAUGAGAGAGACGGCACCGAGCAAGUCGCCAUCAAAGGGCGGGAAAAACUAUAGAGAUUCUAACAUCAUCGAAUCGACACGUAUAUAGGAUUCCUGUCAGAGAUGACGGGGAUUAGAACUCAGUUAUCUAAAACAGACGUGUUAUAUUACUGGUAGAUUGAUUAAUUAAGUAUUGUUUAACGUCCCUAUCGAGAAUAUUCUUUUCAUAUGGAGACGUCACCACUACCGGUGAAGGGCUGUAAAAUUUAGGCCUAUGCUCGACGCUUACGGCAUUUGAGCAAAGAGGGAUCUUUAUCGUGCCAAGAGGGAUCUUUAUCGUGCCACACCUGACAUGGGGUAUCUAUGUUUGCGGACCACCUUAUCGUGUUGCCUCUUACGACAAGCAAGGGACACUGAGGACCUAUUCUAACCCGGAUCCCCACGGGGGGGGGGGGGGGGGGGGGGCACUGAGGACCUAUUUUAACCCGGAUCCCCACGGGGGGGGGGGGCACUGAGGACCUAUUCUAACCCGGAUCCUCACGGGGGGGGGGGGGGGGGACACUGAGGACCUAUUCUAACCCGGAUCCCCACGGGGAGGGGGGCACUGAGGACCUAUUCUAACCCGGAUCCCCACGGGACUACUAAUUAUUGACCAUGGGAUUACUGGUAGAAGGCCAAUAUGUAAUUAUUUUUAUGCUGAACUUCAUGGACACCAUGUGAAAUGUAUUUCUUCAUAAACUUGUUGUAUUAAGAAGGACCAGGAAACAAAUGGAUUUCGAGGUCCGAAGGUUAAGACCAUAACUAGAUUUCUGAAAUCUUUUGGACGCCAUUUGCAGUAUUUGACAUAUCAACUUCAUAUAUUUUGGAAUCAUUGUCUUUCGUGGAGCUCAAUUUCAUAGAUUCCAUGCGUUCAUGUUCAUGUCUUCCUAGAAUAUAGAAAAACAAAAUACACAUUUUUAAAUAAUUUUUCAACAUACAAAACUAUAUGCACAAACUUGUAUCCCCCCCCCCCCCCCCCCAAACAAAACCCGGUAGAAUUCUUAGUAAAUUAACCUCUAAAAUUGGCCUCCGUGGCCGAGUAGUUAGAGCAUCGCGCUCAAAAUCAUCUCUGUCGGCGCGAGUUCGAAUCCUGCUUGCACCGGUACGUGAGAAAGUUUCCCAAUUUACUUUCGGAAGGUCGGUGGUCUCUUCCCAGGUACAUUGUAUCUGGAUUCUUUCUUCCACCAAUAAAAACUGGGCGCCACCAGAUAACUGAAAAAUUGUUGAGUGUGGCGGAAAACAUCAAUCAAUCAAUCUAAAAUUGGCCAUCGAGGAUUUGAAUGAUUCAACAGAAUGGCUGGUGCUAAGCGGAUGCCAUUCAUUGAUUUUUUUGUCAAAAGGUCAAAGGUGUUAAGUUCAAAACUGACAGUAUUACGAACAACUGUAAAGGGAAGUGGUUCUCAAAGCAGUGUGACCGGUUAACAGGGGAUGUUUACUCCUCCUAGGCACCUGAUCCCACCUCUGUCUGUCUGUGACCGGUUAACAGGGGAUGCUUACUCCUCCUAGGCACCUGAUCCCACCUCUGUCUGUCUGUGACCGGUUAACAGGGGAUGCUUACUCCUCCUAGGCACCUGAUUCCACCUCUGUCUGUCUGUGACCGGUUAACAGGGGAUGCUUACUCCUCCUAGGCACCUGAUCCCACCUCUGUUGUGUCCAACUAGUAAUUGUUAGGAAUGGAUAUGUUUUUGGUUAUAAGGAAAAUCAUUAUACAAUUACAUUAUUCAUAUACACAUGUAGUAUUCUGAUGUUGUGUAAGUUACUGGUAAAUGUAUUGAUGUUAUUGCAUUUCUUAAAACACUUGUACUCCACGAAAUUGUGAAUCUAUAAAAAUGACAGAAUUGUU